Molecule: messenger RNA, 926 nt
Organism: Juglans regia (Persian walnut)
Lineage: Eukaryota; Viridiplantae; Streptophyta; Magnoliopsida; Fagales; Juglandaceae
Product: DNA-repair protein XRCC1-like
Exons: 6
Coding region: 231-926 (231 amino acids)
Biological process (GO): double-strand break repair via nonhomologous end joining; base-excision repair; single strand break repair
Molecular function (GO): damaged DNA binding
Source: RefSeq, a predicted model, not a curated record
AGGAAAAGCCCAGAUCUUUCAGUGUACCCAGAUUUCUGGGAGGACUCGAGAACCCAGAACCCGGGCGGUACUCGCAGGCAGGCAAAGAGACGGCAAACGGAGAGUUGUAAGUCACUUCUAUUUGCACGGCGUUGUGUGUAAUUGGGACUGUGCAUCUGUGUUAACUGCCAUCUUCGGUGUAGUUUGUCUUUUUAUUGGAAUAGUCCGAGGUAUUGAAGAGGUCUUUUGCUAUGUCUGGAUCAAAGAAAAGCGCGAGUUACGGUGGUGGUAAUGAGACUGGGAAGCGAAACCUUCCUUCAUGGAUGAGUUCAAGAGAGAAUGAGGUUGGUGACGAUGAGGAAAGUUAUAAGGGUGAAAACCAUAAGCAAGCUAAAGGGCGCGGUAAAGAACAUACAGGCUCCUCAAAUCUCUCCAAACUUCUGGAAGGUGUAGUGUUUGUGUUGUCAGGGUUUGUUAAUCCUGAGCGUGGUAUUUUGCGAUCACAAGCACUGGAAAUGGGAGCAGAGUAUCGGCCGGACUGGAACUCGGAUUGCACUCUCUUGGUUUGUGCAUUUCCCAACACCCCAAAGUUUAGACAAGUCGAGUCAGAUUGCGGGACUAUUGUUUCGAAGGAGUGGAUAUCUGAGUGUUAUACACAGAAGAAGCUUGUUGACAUUGAAAGCUUUCUUAUGCAUGUUGGCAAACCAUGGCGGAGAAGGGACAUUCCCAUUGAAAGCCAAGAUCAAAAGGCAUCACCACACAAAAAACCUGAGAAGAAAGCUGAAAGAGGACGGCAUUCAAAGCCAAUUGCUCCGGUAUCCUCAGAGCAUCACCUAGCUUCCAAUACUGCCAACGAGUGUUUUUCUCCUUCUGAAGUGAAGAGGUGGGCUGUCAAUGAUUUGAAUAGAACCAUCAGAUGGCUAGAGAGUCAAGAUGAAAAGGUAUGA